AUGGAGGUAGAAGUAGAUGACAAAGACCUAAAAGCCGCUGGCGCUGAGCUUCUAACCGACGGCCGCCAUGGACUCCACAUCCACGGCUGGGAAAUCGUGUCUAGCAAGGGCUUCAUUCUCAACUCCUCCUCUCUGACCACAUGGGAAGAGAAGCUAAAAACUUCUCAUUUACCAGAGAUGGUUUUUGGCGAAAGUUGUUUAGUACUUAAACAUGUGACUAGUGGUACCAAAAUUCAUUUUAAUGCAUUUGAUGCCCUAACUGGCUGGAAACAAGAGGCUUUACCUCCGGUUGAGGUUCCUGCUGCUGCACAAUGGAAAUUUAGAAGCAAACCAUUCCAACAGGUGAUAUUGGAUUAUGAUUAUACGUUCACAACACCUUAUUGUGGUAGUGAAACAAUUGAAUUGGAUACGGAGAAGAAAGACAGUGGGGAAAUUUUGGAGGCUAGCUGCAUCCCCUGUUGGGAAGACUGUGAAGAGCAAAUUGAUGUGGUUGCACUUGCAUCAAAAGAGCCUAUUCUUUUCUAUGAUGAGGUAGUCUUGUAUGAAGAUGAACUGGCUGAUAAUGGGGUGUCGCUUUUAACUGUAAAAGUGAGAGUCAUGCCAAGUAGUUGGUUUCUUCUUUUACGAUUCUGGCUCAGAGUUGAUGGAGUGCUAAUGAGAUUAAGGGACACUCGUAUGCAUUGUGCUUUUAAUGAUAGUGCAAACCCUGUUGUUCUUCGAGAAAGCUGCUGGAGAGAAGCUACCUUUCAAGCUCUUGCUGCUAAAGGAUAUCCCACUGAUUCUGCAUCAUACAGUGAUCCGAGCAUCAUCAGUCAAAGGCUUUCUGUCAUCAUGCAGAAGAGCCAAAAGCUAAAGCUUAAUUUGUAA
This is a messenger RNA of Dovyalis caffra, 867 nucleotides long. The record is from the annotation of a GenBank genome assembly. Lineage: Eukaryota; Viridiplantae; Streptophyta; Magnoliopsida; Malpighiales; Salicaceae.